AUGUUGUCGACCGUGUACAAGGCGGGUCGUGCCCCUGCCCUCCUCCGACAUGGUCGACGGGUCGCCGUCGCACCACAAACCGCCCAAUUGAGGCCCCUCACCUCGGGCGUCCAGAGCCUCCCCGUCCGUCAACCAACCGAGUCGCCAAUUGCUCGUCUCCAGAAGCGCUUCCUCUCAGUGUCUGCCGCCAGACCUGGUAACGCUGCCCAGUCCGCCCCUAACCCCUAUGCCUACCUCGACAGUGGCGUAAUAAAGCCAAAGGAGUUUGUCGAUGUGAAGAAGGUGCUUGUUAUCGGAUCCGGUGGUCUUGCCAUUGGCCAGGCCGGCGAGUUUGACUACUCCGGAUCCCAGGCGCUCAAGGCCUUAAAGGAAGCCGGCGUUUCUUCCGUUCUUAUGAACCCCAAUAUCGCUACCAUUCAAACCAACCACUCGCUCGCCGACGAGGUGUACUACCUGCCCAUCACCCCCGAGUAUGUCGAGUAUGUGAUCCAGAAGGAAAGGCCAGAUGGUAUCUUCCUCUCUUUCGGUGGUCAGACCGCCCUGAACCUUGGUGUCCAGAUGGAGAAGUUGGGCAUGUUCGAGAAGUACGGCGUCAGAGUGUUGGGCACCAGCGUCAGGACGUUGGAGCUCUCUGAGGACAGAGAUCUGUUCGCCAAGGCUCUGGAGGAGAUCAACAUCCCCAUUGCCAAGUCUAUUGCCGUCAACACCCUGGACGAUGCUCUAGAGGCUGCCCGCAACAUUGGGUACCCAAUUAUUGUCCGCGCUGCUUAUGCGCUUGGUGGUCUUGGUUCUGGUUUCGCCAACAACGAGGAGGAGCUGCGCAACAUGGCUGCCCGGUCUCUGACUCUCUCCCCCCAAAUCUUGGUUGAGAAGUCUCUCAAGGGCUGGAAGGAAGUUGAAUAUGAGGUCGUGCGUGAUGCGAACAACAACUGCAUCACUGUGUGCAACAUGGAGAACUUUGACCCCUUGGGUAUCCACACUGGUGACUCGAUUGUCGUUGCGCCCAGUCAGACCCUGAGCGAUGAGGAGUACCACAUGCUUCGUUCCGCUGCCAUCAAGAUUGUCCGUCACUUGGGCGUCGUUGGUGAGUGCAACGUCCAGUAUGCGCUCCAGCCUGAUGGGUUGGACUACAGAGUCAUCGAGGUCAAUGCUCGUCUCUCUCGUUCGUCCGCCCUGGCUUCCAAGGCCACCGGUUACCCAUUGGCGUACACUGCUGCCAAGAUUGGUCUUGGACACACUCUUCCUGAGCUUCCCAAUGCCGUCACCAAGACCACUACUGCCAAUUUCGAGCCCUCGCUCGAUUACAUUGUCACCAAGAUUCCCCGCUGGGAUUUGUCCAAGUUCCAGCACGUCAAGCGUGACAUUGGUAGCGCCAUGAAGUCUGUUGGUGAGGUUAUGGCCAUUGGUCGUACCUUUGAGGAGUCUUUCCAGAAGGCCAUCAGACAGGUUGACCCCAACUUUGUCGGCUUCCAGGGUGCCAAGUUUGAGGAUCUCGAAUUUGAGCUCCAGAACCCAACUGACCGCCGCUGGUUGGCUGUCGGCCAGGCCAUGCUCCACGAGAACUACACUGUUGACCGUGUCCACGAGCUGACCAAGAUCGACAAGUGGUUUUUGCACAAGCUCCAGAACAUUGUUGACUGCACCAAGGAGCUCCAGCAGAUUGGCAGCCUCCAAGGCCUCAAGAAGGAGAACGUGCUCAAGGCCAAGAAGAUGGGUUUCUCUGACAAGCAGAUUGCCCAUGCUGUCAACAGCACUGAGGACGAGGUUCGCGCCCGCAGAUUGGAGUUUGGCAUCCGCCCCUGGGUCAAGAAGAUCGAUACCCUCGCUGCCGAGUUCCCUGCCGAUACCAACUACCUGUACACCACCUACAACGCCUCGACCCACGAUAUCAACUUCGAGGACAAGGGUACCGUCAUUCUCGGCAGCGGUGUCUACCGCAUUGGUAGCUCCGUCGAGUUCGAUUGGUGCGCUGUCAGCGCCACUCGUGCCCUGAAGGCCAUGGAUGAGAAGACGGUCAUGAUUAACUAUAAUCCCGAGACCACGUCGACCGAUUUUGACGAAGCCGACCGCCUUUAUUUCGAAGAGUUGAGCUAUGAGCGUGUGAUGGAUAUCUACGAGCUCGAGAACGCCAGCGGUGUGGUGGUGUCUGUCGGUGGCCAGCUUCCCCAGAACAUUGCCCUUCGUCUCCAGGAGACUGGCAAGGCCAACGUUCUCGGAACCGACCCCCGUGACAUCGACAAGGCUGAGGACAGACAGAAGUUCUCCGAGAUCCUCGACUCCAUCGGAGUUGACCAGCCCGCCUGGAAGGAGUUGACCUCCGUCGAGGCUGCCGAGAAGUUUGCCCAGGAGGUCGGCUACCCUGUCCUUGUUCGUCCCAGUUACGUCCUUUCUGGUGCUGCUAUGACUGUCAUUCGCAGCCAGGAGGACCUCAAGGACAAGCUUGAGGCUGCUUCCAACGUCUCCCCUGACCACCCCGUCGUCAUCAGCAAGUUCAUCGAGGGUGCUCAGGAGAUUGAUGUUGAUGGUGUUGCCUCCAAGGGUGAGCUGAUCAUCCACGCCGUCAGUGAGCACGUCGAGCAGGCUGGUGUCCACUCUGGUGAUGCCACCCUCGUCCUCCCUCCUGCCAACUUGGACCAGGACACCAUGGACCGUGUCAAGGAGAUUGCGCAGAAGGUCGCCAAGGCCUGGAACAUCACCGGUCCCUUCAACAUGCAGAUCAUUCGCGCUGAGGAUCCCGAGGGAGGUGUGCCCGCCCUCAAGGUCAUCGAGUGCAACCUCCGUGCCUCUCGUUCUUUCCCCUUCGUCAGCAAGGUCCUCGGCACCAACUUCAUUGACGUUGCCACCAAGGCCCUUGUCGGCAAGGACGUUCCCCAGCCCACCGACCUCAUGGCUGUCAAGCGUGACUACUUGGCCACCAAGGUUCCCCAGUUCUCCUGGACCCGUCUCGCUGGCGCCGACCCCUUCCUUGGCGUCGAGAUGGCUUCCACCGGUGAGAUGGCUUGCUUCGGCAAGAACCUCGUUGAGGCCUACUGGGCUUCUCUCCAGUCCGCCAUGAACUUCCGCGUCCCUGAGCCUGGUGAGGGUAUCCUCUUUGGUGGUGAGCUGAGCAAGAACUGGCUUGCCACCGUUGUGGACUACCUUGCUCCUCUUGGCUACAAGCUUUAUGCUGCCGAUGCCGAGGUCAAGGAGUACCUCGAGACCAAGUCCAAGCCCAAGAUCAACGUUGAGGUCAUCGAGUUCCCCAAGGAGGACAAGCGCGCCCUCCGUGAGGUGUUCAAGAAGUACGACAUUCGCGGUGUCUUCAACCUUGCCCAGGCCCGUGGCAAGACUGUCAUGGAUGUCGACUACGUCAUGCGCCGCAACGCCGUCGACUUUGGCGUGCCAUUGUUCAUGGAGCCUCAGACCGCUAUGCUCUUCGCCCAGUGCAUGAGCGAGAAGCUGCCCAGGCCCGAGGGUAUCCCCUCUGAGGUCCGCAGGUGGUCCGACUUCAUUGGUGGCAAGCCUUUGUGA
This is a messenger RNA of Podospora anserina S mat+, 3510 nucleotides long. RefSeq lists its product as uncharacterized. Gene Ontology annotation, biological process: UTP biosynthetic process; L-citrulline biosynthetic process; 'de novo' pyrimidine nucleobase biosynthetic process. Gene Ontology annotation, cellular component: cytosol; cytoplasm. The record is from RefSeq and is a predicted model, not a curated record. Gene Ontology annotation, molecular function: metal ion binding; ATP binding; aspartate carbamoyltransferase activity. The transcript is spliced from 5 exons. Bases 1 to 3510 code for a protein of 1169 amino acids. Lineage: Eukaryota; Fungi; Ascomycota; Sordariomycetes; Sordariales; Podosporaceae.